Messenger RNA from Ostrinia furnacalis (Asian corn borer), 2186 nucleotides. It is a transcript of the gene Pex19, whose product is annotated as peroxisomal biogenesis factor 19. Gene Ontology annotation, biological process: protein import into peroxisome membrane. Gene Ontology annotation, cellular component: peroxisomal membrane; peroxisome. Lineage: Eukaryota; Metazoa; Arthropoda; Insecta; Lepidoptera; Crambidae. The transcript is spliced from 8 exons. Bases 107 to 976 code for a protein of 289 amino acids. The record is from RefSeq and is a predicted model, not a curated record.
CCUCAUCACUCGUACAACUGUCAAACAGACAUUUUUCGUCAAGGAAGAAAUCUUUGCUAUUUUUAAAAUUCUAUAAAGUUUUACUUUGAAAUUUAGUGCCAAUAAAAUGUCUGACAACAAGGAAACACCGAAAAAGGACGUUGAUCCUGAAUUGGACGAUUUGUUGGACAGUGCCCUUCAAGAGAUGACCAAGAAACAAGAGGCAGAUAAACCCACAGGGUCUGGAGAAGUCAACAUGUGGAGUGAGGAGUUCAUAAAGGAGGCGGCGGCGCAGUUUGAGACCAAUAUGGCGGCUAUACUGGGCAGUUUUAGCGGGGUACCAGAGGACCAAAUCACACAGGACCAAAUUGCACAAACGUUCACGAAAAUGGCCGAAGCGGCCGCGACAGUUUUAAAGCCGGCAGCGCAGGCCGGGGACUCCGCCCCCUCGGAACAGGAUCCCGCCGUACAGGAGAAGAUUGACGAGGUUUCAGCAGCCAUAUCCCAAACGCUGCAAAACUUGAACACCAACGCUGAGAAUCUCCAAACACCGAUGUCUGAGCAAGACCUAGCUAAUAUGUUCAGUAAUUUCAACCUAGGCGAAGGGGGACAGGACAGCAACAUGUUCGUCCCGUUCAUGCAAGGCAUGAUGCAGUCUCUGCUGUCGAAGGAAGUGCUGCAUCCGUCGCUUGUCGAGCUGCUGGACAGAUAUCCAGCCUGGCUCGCGGAGCACAAGGACACGGUGGAGCCGAGCGAGUACGACAGGUACGAAAAGCAGAUGGUGUUGAUGCAAAAAGUAUGCGCAGAACUGGAAACCGAGCAAGAAUCCGACCCCGAAGACGUGAAGAGAAAACGCUUUGAAACAGUCCUAGAACUCAUGCAGAAGAUGCAAGACUUAGGCCAACCUCCCGCGGAGCUAGUGGGCGAUAUAGGCGCCCCCCCUCAAGGGUUUGCCCCUCCCCCCGGGGCCGACGCAUCGCAGUGCAGCGUUAUGUAGUAACGCAUAGUUAUAAAUACGCGAUUGACCGUUUGCGACGCGAUCUGUUAGGUGGUUGACCGUUUGUGAGGCGAUUAUUGACCGUUUGUGACAGUUUUUGAGGUGAUUCAUGACCAUUAUCGACCGUUUGAGACGUAGUUGACAGUUUCUGAGGUGAUUUAUGACCGUUUGAGAGGCUAUAUUGACCGCUUGUGGCGUUUUUGACCGUUUGAGACGCGAUUUGUGACCGUUUGAGACGUGGUUGACCGUUUCUGAGGUAAUUUGUGACAGUUUAUGAGGUGGUUGACCGUUUGUCAGGCGAUUAUUGACCGCUUGUGGCGCUAUUAACCGUUUGAGAGGCGAUUGGUGACCGCUUGUGGCGUUUUUGACCGUUUGAGAAGUGGUUGACCGUUUCUUAGGCGAUUUGUGACCGUUUGUGAGGCGGUUGACCGUUUGUCAGGCGAUUAUUGACCGCUUGUGGCGUUAUUGACCGUUUGAGAGAUGAUUUAUAACCGUUUGUGUGGUGGUUGACCGUUUGAGACGCGGUUGACCGUUUUUGAGACAAUUAUUGACUGUUUGAGAUGUGGUUGACCGUUUGCAACGCGACUUCUGACAUGAUUCUUGACCACAUUGGCUGUUUGCAGCGUGAUUCUUGGCAGUUUGUGACGGGAAUGACCAUUUGUGACAUGAUGCUUGGCAUUUGUAAAACGAUUCUUUAAAAGGUUUUUUAUUUACUUAUAGGCAAUCCGACACUGCCUCCUAUUGUUUUCGAUCAGUACUACCAAUAAAAAUAAUAGUUGACAGUUUGUGGGUUUUGGAGCGAUGACUGAUUUUUGAAUUUUACAAUUAUGUUUACAUAAUUAGUCAAUUAAUUUAAUUUUACAAUAAAUGGAAAGAGGUCGCGUUUCAAACGUCACAAAGUGUCAAAAGCGUGAUUUAACCCUUAAACGGUCAUAGCAAAUCAAGUCCUUUUUGGACCUCAAUACAAGCAAGGUUGAGAAUGCCUUAUUUAGGGUAAAUCACCCAAAUAUCGUCUGUCGCACUCGUGGUCCGUUCGCGAACUAUUUGGUGCUGUGGAUUACCUUUGCGGUAUAUUAGAUAUUGUGUGACAAAUAUUAUUUAAAAUACAGCACGUCAAGCUAAAUUGCACUUAUUUUCAUAGUAAUAAAAGUGUUUUGCAACAAAAUGCGCAGCUUGGUGUGCUGUCAAAACUAUAUUUCAAAUACUACGC